Bursaphelenchus okinawaensis is the source of this 518-nucleotide messenger RNA. NCBI's taxonomy places the organism in Eukaryota, Metazoa, Nematoda, Chromadorea, Rhabditida, Aphelenchoididae. The record is from the annotation of a GenBank genome assembly.
AUGAUUUUAUCACUAUUAUUCGUUGCGCUUUUGAUUGAAAACGGUAAGUUGUUAAUAAAAUUUGUUUACCUUGUCUUGCCCUAAUACUACCCUACCCCUGAAACGUCCCUACGAAUUUUCUCUGGGAGAGGAAGAACCUUAUCCUACUUUACAUUACCCAGCUCCACAAUACCCUUAUCUUAACUUUCCCAACCCCCACGUUUUCCAAACUUAAAAACUAAAACGUACCUUUUCAAGUAGCCUCCAGGACAAUCCAUGCAUGUGUCCCAAGUGAUUCAUGUGGUGAUCGUCUAAAGCAUCCAGUCAAAGGCAUCGAAAUGGAAUACCAUUGUGAGUGCAACAAAGGUUGGGAAGGUGAAUAUUGUGACAAAAAAUCGAAUUCCGCUCCAAAAAUGAGAAAUCACAGAGUCGAACGAGGUGCAACAUCAUUAAAUCAACUGUCUUGGUGUGAUGACAUUGAGACCAAGUGUUCGGUACAAGGUGUUACUGUGGUCGAGAAGAAGACUGCUGUGUGUUGA